Molecule: messenger RNA, 896 nt
Organism: Vespula vulgaris
Lineage: Eukaryota; Metazoa; Arthropoda; Insecta; Hymenoptera; Vespidae
Gene: Gar1
Product: H/ACA ribonucleoprotein complex subunit 1
Exons: 5
Coding region: 261-896 (211 amino acids)
Biological process (GO): snoRNA guided rRNA pseudouridine synthesis; ribosome biogenesis
Cellular component (GO): box H/ACA snoRNP complex
Molecular function (GO): box H/ACA snoRNA binding
Source: RefSeq, a predicted model, not a curated record
AACCAGCGGAUUGUCGAUAUUUCCUAAUAAAAAAAUUUAUAACAUUUUACAUAGAUCAUCAUAUAUAAAAAGCGAUUAAAAUUGAUUUUCACUGAAAUUUUAGACAUUACAGUCACGUGAUUGAGAAUCUCCAAUGAAAUUUUAACCGGUUUAAUCUUAACUUUAGCGCGCAUCAUGCGUCUAUAAACAUGGUUAAAUAGAAUCAAACACGUGGUCUAUUCCACAAGAAUUAUUUAAUUUUAUAAAAGACGACUAUAAAUAUGUCAUUUCGUGGUCGUGGCGGUGGAGGAGGAUUUGGUAGAAGUGGUGGAGGAUUUGGUAGAGGAGGUGGAGGAUUUCGUGGAGGUAGAGGUGGACGUGGGGGUGGUGGAGACAGAGGUUCAAGAGGAUUUGAUCAAGGCCCUCCUGAAACGGUAACUCCAUUAGGUCAUUUUACAUGGACUGUUCAAGAUGAUCUUGUUGCUAAAGUGGAUAUUGAACAAGUUCCUUUUUUUAAUGCACCUAUAUAUACAGAAAAUAAACAACAAAUAGGGAAAAUAGAUGAAAUAUUUGGUAAUAUUAGAGAUUAUUAUGUAUCAAUAAGAUUAUCAGAAAAUAUUAAAGCAUCCAGUUUUGUGAAGGAUACUCCGCUGUUCAUAGAUCCAGCAAAAUUAUUACCUUUGCAAAGGUUUCUACCCAAACCUCCAGGUGAAAAAAAAAGGGGUGGUGGUAGUGGACGUGGAAUAAACAAAGGAUCUCGUGGACGCGGUGGUAGAGGUGGUGGGGGAGGGAGAGGUUCGUUUAAUAGAGGUGGUGGUAGUGGUAGAGGAGGAUUUAGAGGAUCACGUGGUGGUGGUGGUGGCGGCGGCGGCUUUGGACGUGAUUUUGGUAGAGGACGCGGUAGAGGAAAAUGGUAG